AUGCCACGCACGUUUGAGGAAGAAUGUGAUUACAUCGAACGUCUUUCAUCAGUUAAGUUCCGGAUCAAAGAAGGGUUCGUGCCAAAUAUGAAGGUCGAGGGAAGGUUUUACGUCAAUAAAAACUUAGAAGGACUAAUGUUCAAAGAACUAAAGAACUCUGUUAAUUCGAACGGGUUCGGAGGAUUCCUACCUGCUGUCCGUCAAAUUGCAAACGUUGCGGCUCUUCCCGGUAUUGUUGGACAUUCUAUCGGUCUACCAGAUAUUCAUUCUGGUUAUGGGUUUGCAAUUGGUAACAUCGCAGCUUUUGAUACUUCGAAUCCAGAAGCUGUCAUUUCUCCUGGAGGAGUAGGAUUUGAUAUCAAUUGCGGUGUUCGAUUGAUUAGAACUAAUCUUUUUGAGAAAGACAUUGAACCAGUGAAGGAAUCAUUAACACAGUCACUGUAUAAUUAUAUUCCAGUCGGGGUUGGAUCUCAAGGAGCUAUACCGAUGUCAGCUAAUGAUCUCAUUGAAUGUUUGGAAAUGGGAAUGGAUUGGACUCUACGAGAGGGUUACUCUUGGGCUGAAGACAAGGAACAUUGUGAAGAAUACGGACGUAUGCUUCAAGCAGAUGCCUCUAAAGUGUCGACAAGAGCCAAGAAAAGAGGUCUCCCUCAGUUAGGCACAUUGGGUGCUGGAAAUCAUUACUGUGAAGUUCAAGUUGUUGAUGAAAUCUACGAUCGCCAUGCCGCCAGUCAGAUGGGAAUAGAUGAUGUUGGACAAGUCUGCGUUAUGCUACAUUGUGGAAGCAGAGGGUUAGGUCAUCAAGUUGCGACAGAUUCCCUGGUUGAAAUGGAAAAGGCGAUGGCUAGAGAUCAUUUGGUAUUUAAUGACAAACAGUUGGCGUGUGCUCCUAUUAAUUCCGAAGAAGGACAAAACUAUCUGAAAGGAAUGGCAGCAGCAGCCAAUUUCGCUUGGGUGAACCGUUCAUGUAUGACUUUCUGUAUUAGACAAGCAUUUCAACACACAUUCAAUUCAUCGCCCGAUGACUUAGAUAUGCAGGUAAUUUAUGAUGUUUCCCAUAAUGUUGCGAAAAUGGAAGAGCAUUACGUGAAUGGGCGUCCAGCUCAGUUAUGUGUGCAUCGCAAAGGAGCAACGAGAGCUUUCCCUCCUCACCAUCCUUUGAUUCCUGUGGACUAUCAGCUCACUGGCCAACCAGUUUUGAUUGGUGGAAGUAUGGGCACAUGCAGCUAUGUUUUGACAGGAACUGAACAGGGAAUGGUCGAAACAUUUGGAACAACUUGCCAUGGCGCUGGAAGAGCUUUAUCUCGCGCAGCCUCCAGAAGACUGAUCACAUGGAGUGAUGUUUUAGACGACCUCAAGAAAAAGAAUAUAUCUAUUCGAGUUGCUAGUCCAAAAUUAGUUAUGGAAGAGGCGCCAGACUCUUAUAAAAAUGUGACGGAUGUGGUAGACACUUGUCAUGAAGCUGGUAUAAGUAAGAAAGCAGUAAAACUUCGACCUAUUGCUGUUAUCAAGGGUUAA
This is a messenger RNA of Auanema sp. JU1783, 1518 nucleotides long. NCBI's taxonomy places the organism in Eukaryota, Metazoa, Nematoda, Chromadorea, Rhabditida, Rhabditidae. The record is from the annotation of a GenBank genome assembly.